AAACUGGAGACUCAUUCGCCUCCACAGUGUCCGAUCUUCGCCAUUCCCUCUCCGACGUCUCCACCGGCCGCUGGCUGCGCGCCGCUCCUCCAGCUGUAGCAGCAGCUCCGGCCGCUCUCUCUCUCUCUCUCCCUCUCUCCCCCCCUCCUCCCCCCGGUCUGGACGGUAGUUUCUUCCCUGGAUGCUGGAUGAACCAUCGGAGAGUUGUGAACAAGUGUGAGAAGAGCGCCGAGGAUCCGCGCCCCGCUCCGUCCAGGGAAGACGAGACUCAGCCGGAGUUGUGGACGACAAUGGAGGGGACGUCCCUGUAUCUCCCUAUUGUUAUUUUACUGAUGCAAUGUUCCCCGUCUGUUCCCGUGACCGUGAAGACCGCCAGACAUAUGGUGGAGGUGGAGGAGUUCUCAGAUGCUGUGCUGUCAUGCCAGUUCCACACCGAGGUGGACCAGAACCCGCGCAUCGAGUGGAAAAAGAAGACGAAAGAGACUCAAGAGGUCUCCUUCGUUUACUUCGAGGGACGCUUCAAAGGUCCCUUUGAAGGCAGAGCAACCAUCAACGGAGCGACCGUGACGCUGCACAAGGUGACCCAGGAGGACGCCGGAGAGUACCGAUGCGAGAUCAGCGCUUCCCUUGACCCCGUCACCCUGGGCGAGACCAACGUCACGCUUAACGUCUUAGUUCCCCCACAAACCCCGUCGUGUGACGUCCCCGCCUCGGCUGUGACAGGAUCAGCGGUGCAGCUGCGCUGCCGGGACCAGCAGAGCGUCCCACCUGCUACAUACUCAUGGUUCAAGGACAACAAGCCAAUCAGCCCACCCCGUCACGCCAACGCGACCUAUCUAAUCAACUCCCACACGGGAAUACUGGAGUUCAAAUCCGUGGCCAAAGAGGACAGCGGUCGCUACAGCUGCUUGGCGUCCAACGGGGUGGGCUCCCCCAAAAUGUGUGUAGGGAAGCACAUGACGAUAGAGGACGUCAACGUCACCAUGAUUGUUGGAGCCGUGGUGGUGGUCUGCCUGCUUCUUUUGGUGUGCGGCUGCGGGGGGAUGCUUCUGCAUCGGAACGGCUUACUCACGCAAGGACCCAGAGGGAGGUCAUUUUGGAUCUCCCAGUGUCAUGGUGCGGCCCACAUCAGCAGCCAAACCCUGCACAGAACAGAGGACACAUCCAACGUCAACUACACCCCUCCACCCCAAGAACCCCAGGAUUUCAAACACACACAAUCAUUCAUGCUCUGAGGAGCCGCCUCUCCUUCAACGGACAGUAACCUCCCCCUCCUCCUCCUCCCACAUGAGGUGCCAACUACAGAUUCGGAUCUUUCCCUGCUUUUUGAGUCCAAUCAACCUUUUAAUCUUCCAGAAAAAUCCCCCUUUUUUGUUCUUUUCUUUGGUAAAGUAUUAUCUUUUACCCAUCAACAUCCAUUGCUCUUAUGGGACUAAAUGCAGCCUUUUGUUACUCUGCUGCCCCCUACUGGUUAGAGCUUGAAAGUGAUUUUUUUUUUUUAGUAACCAAAGACUGAGGUUGAAUUCAAGUGACUUUUGUUUUGUUUAAGAAACUGAAUCUAAGGGGAAUCUUCUGAAGCCAUACUGAAUCUUUUCAGUUGUUCCCCGACUGCUCAGACUUACAGCUUACCUCCAAGUCUAUAUUCUGUCUUCCGUCUCAGGCCCUAACAGUCAACCCCCCCGCCCUGCCCAGUAAUAUCAGGAGGAAGAAUCCAACUCAUUGAACUUGAAUCCAACCCCGUUCCAUCCUGAUGUGCCUGCAUGGUCUUCUUUUAUAAAUGUAAACAUCUAUCUACAGUAUACCUUGUGCCUUUUUAAUUUGACUGUCAUAUCUAUCUCGGGAUCACACUGUUUUGUAAACAGACUUGCCUUACUUUUCUGUCUUUAUAUAUUCUUGUGCCACUGUUUAUUGAAUGCAAGUGGAUGACUUGAGAGUUUUAUUUGAAUGGUGGAUCAA
This is a messenger RNA of Cyprinodon variegatus (sheepshead minnow), 1956 nucleotides long. RefSeq names its product junctional adhesion molecule 2 (gene jam2a). Lineage: Eukaryota; Metazoa; Chordata; Actinopteri; Cyprinodontiformes; Cyprinodontidae. The record is from RefSeq and is a predicted model, not a curated record. Gene Ontology annotation, biological process: leukocyte tethering or rolling. Gene Ontology annotation, cellular component: tight junction; protein complex involved in cell adhesion; cell surface.